This is a messenger RNA of Aspergillus uvarum CBS 121591, 1884 nucleotides long. Its product is annotated as transferase family protein. Lineage: Eukaryota; Fungi; Ascomycota; Eurotiomycetes; Eurotiales; Aspergillaceae. The transcript has a single exon. The record is from RefSeq and is a predicted model, not a curated record. The coding region runs from base 49 to 1692 and encodes 547 amino acids. Gene Ontology annotation, molecular function: acyltransferase activity, transferring groups other than amino-acyl groups.
CAUGCUUUCUUUGGUAACCUUGCAUCCAAGAACCUCAGACCAAUCACAAUGGCGUGCCACGAAACCACGAGAUUGACGUGCGAGAGGCUUUACCCAAGUGCAAAGCUAAGCUCCGAGCGAAUCGUGCCACUGUCAUUAUUGGACGCCACUACCGGGGACUACCUCGCGACUUGCGCGGCCUGGCUCUUCGAACCUCCUGCACGUGAACGCCAAUCCGACCUGGUGGACCACCUUCGUCAGUCCCUUAUCAUCGCCCUGGACGCUUAUCCUCACUGUUGCGGGCAGCUGAAAGCAGUUACCACGGUAAACGCUUGUACAGUACCUCAUACUAAACGAUUUGGUCGCGUGUCUAUACAUUAUGGCACUCCUGAUGACCCAGGCGUCGAAUUCGUCACUGCACAAUCCUCCUUGACUUUGGAUCAACUUCAUCCUGUCUCUCGGACAGCUGCACAACCCUUGUGGGAUUGCAGUGAGACACAUCUGAGCGAACUUGUUCCCUCAACGCAACUCGCUAACCCAAUUCGCAAAUCUGGGGCUCGAGAAGACAGCGCAGCUCCACCCGUGUUGGCCAUUCAGCUUACUCGUCUCAUUUGCGGAGGGUUCGUCCUAGCAGUGAAAUUCGCACAUCCACUCGCGGACGCACAAACUUUGGUACACUUUGUCAAGGACUGGGCAAGCAUUAGCCGGGCGAUACUGCGCAAGAACCCUCUUCCUGUCUUGACCCCAGUCUUCCAACCGGACCAGAUAGAUGCUCUAGCUGCAGGCGACAUUAAUGCAGACACGCAGGAUGAGACAAUCAUCCGGCAGACUGAGGACCUACCAAUUCAUCGCUAUGACUGGUGGAACCCAGAACCUGGAUCUACCCGCCCAUCUGACGUCCCUGAAGCACUUCAGCACGAUGUGAUCGUCCCGGCGGGCAAAUGUAUACCCUGGUCCGAAUGGGACCGUGAAGCUCGCGUAUCCUACUACGUCCUACACCUUACCCGGUCCCAGGUGGACAUCAUCUACGAGCAAGCGGGAGGGGGUACCGAUAGUCGAAUUAGUCGACACGAUGCCGUCUUAGCUCACAUCUGGUCGUGUAUCAACCGCGCGCGGCAGAUGCACGACGACAACGGCCCCGUGUACUGUGAUUUCACCUGUGGAUUACGGCCCGUGUUCCAUCUCAGUGAUGCCUUUUUAGGGUCACCCAUACUGAUGGUGAAUGUGAACAUGACGGGGAAAGAGGUGACCGCAACGAGAUCCACUGCCAGUGGGCGGGAGACCCUCUCCUUACCACACAUCACGCAGCACAUCCGCGAGACCAUCACACGGAUCAACGACCCAGCUAGCCUGGGAGCUUAUUUACACCGGCUAGCGUUUGAGAAGUCCCCGCAGCGCAUCUGGACAGGGUUCCUGGGUCAACGCCAUACGAUGGUGACGACGUGGGCACGUGCCGGUCUGUAUGAGGUGGAUUUCGGGCUGGGAUGCGGCGCAGAGGGCAAGGUUCGCUAUGCCGAAGGUGUUCUCGCAAACCUGGAUGGGCUUGUCUUGAUUAAGGAGGCGCCACCCGCUCGGAUUCCAGAUGUGGAAGAUAUGUCGCCUUCGAAGUGGACAGAGCAUGGUGUGGACAUCUCCGUGCAUCUUCGGACAGAUGACAUGGAGCGAUUGCUUCGAGAUUCAUUACUGUUUCCCACGAUGCGACGGAACGAGUAACUGGAUACUUAAAACAGUGCAAUGCUACUACUCAAUCCUACAUGUCAUUAGACCGGUACUCGAAUACUGUGGCUAAAGAGGCUAAUUGAACCCCAUAGAGUAUCGACUAUGAAUGCUACACAGCAUUGGGACUGAUUGGGACUGGCUAGCCUUGAUAAGUGUAGAAGAUAAGACUUGCCGCCGACAAUUAAC